AUGAAGGAGACCAGGCCCUCAACCGAUGACAAGGCUGGAUUAAGAAUUGACGAGGCUGCUGCUUCUGGCCCUUCACGUGCUCCUGCACCUGGUUCUCCUCCAUUACCUGCCGGGCCUCCCAGUGGAAGAAAGAAAUCGAAGAAUUUAAGGGUGAAGUUAUCGGUUGUUGGUGCUGCCGUAGCGACUGUUCUAGCAGCUCUUGCAGUACUUUUCUGGUGUUGCAAAUUGCGAAAUAGAAAAGGUAACCUUAGAAAAUUCAUGGGUCCAGAAAGGCCAGAUCUUGAUGACAAAGGCGAUGAUGAAUCACUGUUCUUCAGUUUCACAAGCAUAGAAGUUGCCACAGAUUAUUUUUCUGAUGAAAACAAACUUGGUCAAGGAGGAUUUGGUCCUGUCUUCAAGGGUAAACUGGUCAACGGGCUAGAGGUUGCAGUUAAAAGAUUGAAUAGAAUGUCAGGACAUGGAAUUGAACAAUUCAAGAAUGAAGUCAAAGUGAUCUCAAAGCUGCAACAUCGAAACCUUGUUAGACUUUUGGGCUCCUGCAUUGAGAAAGAAGAGCGUUUAUUGGUAUACGAGUACUUGCCUAAUAACAGUCUAGAUUCAGUACUUUUUGAUGCAGCAAAGCGGAAUAUAUUGGAUUGGAAAGGAAGGUUGAAAAUCAUUGAAGGGGUCGGUCAGGGGCUUUUGUACCUCCACAAGUAUUCUAGACUGAAAAUCAUCCAUAGAGAUCUAAAAACGAGCAAUGUUUUAUUGGAUGCGGACUUGAAUCCCAAAAUUUCGGAUUUUGGAACCGCCAGAAUUUUUGGAGAGAAUGAAAUGCGCGGAAGUACAAUGAACAUUGUGGGGACAUAG
This is a messenger RNA of Coffea arabica (coffee), 849 nucleotides long. NCBI's taxonomy places the organism in Eukaryota, Viridiplantae, Streptophyta, Magnoliopsida, Gentianales, Rubiaceae. The record is from RefSeq and is a predicted model, not a curated record.